Molecule: messenger RNA, 441 nt
Organism: Cooperia oncophora
Lineage: Eukaryota; Metazoa; Nematoda; Chromadorea; Rhabditida; Trichostrongylidae
Source: the annotation of a GenBank genome assembly
AUGAAGACCGGAGUGAGAGAGAAUGGAGAAGAGCCGGUAGUUGCAGAGUCCGUCAUAAGCAGGCAUCUAAGAGAUCAUCAGAAGGAGGGAGUGCAGUUCAUAUAUUCCCAUCUUCGAGAAGAAAAGGGCGUCAUUUUGGCUGAUGAAAUGGGACUUGGAAAGAGCAUUCAAGCGAUUGUGGCAACAAUGGCCCUUUUGAAACAGCCUAAAAAACCGUUCGCUUUACAGAUUAUCACUGUCGAGCGAGCUUCCGAUAUUACCACCUAUGGCAGUUCGAUCUCCGUUUAUCCUUACCUCAUAAUUAGCUAUGAAAUGGCUUUAAGAUACAUAGAGAAACUGGCAGCAGUUCGAUUUGAUAUCUUAGUAUGUGACGAAGGUCAUCGACUGAAAAACAUCAAUGGGAAAUUGAGGCGUGCUGUGAGUUCGUUGGUAUCGAUAUAG